AUGUCAAGAUCGAACGAUAAUAAUAAUGAAAAGAUAGAAGUUGAUUUACAAACCAAUUUACGGCGAUUUGAUGAACAAUUUUCGAAAGAAGUUAAAGAAAUUAUUGAUAAGAUAAUUCCUAAUAAAAUUCUUGAAUUAAAUCGAUUGAAAAGACCCAGAAAAGAUUCGAUUGAUAAAUUUGAAGAGGAAAUUGACCAAAGUCAAGAAUCUAUUAUUCGAAUGAGCCAAGAAUCUGUAGAUAUAAAUACAUUUCCCAAUAGUAAAAACAUCAUUAAUAUUAAUGACAAUACAAUUUUUCAAGAAAAAAAAUAUUUGAGAAUCAAAGAAUUGCAUGAAUUAUUGGAAAAAGAAGCGCAUCAUCUUUCGAUAUAUUGUUGCAAGAUUAGAUUUCAAAUGCAACAACAACAACGACAAUGA
This is a messenger RNA of Entrophospora candida, 417 nucleotides long. The record is from the annotation of a GenBank genome assembly. Lineage: Eukaryota; Fungi; Glomeromycota; Glomeromycetes; Entrophosporales; Entrophosporaceae.